AUGGGCAAAGAUGGCCCUGACGACUCUGCUAUGGCUUGGAAGAUAGAAACAGAACCAGAUAAAUUUGUGGAUCUGCCAAAGGAGAUUUUUGGCAGAAUAUUACAAAAGAAUGGUGUGGAGAGCAGAGCCAGGAGCCCAGAGGCUGGAGCUAAGAGCUGCCGAGAACAGCUCUCAGAUGUGAGAACAGCAGAACUGGAUGUGAGACAAGGAACAUUCUCAGAGUGUGGGAACCAGCAACACACACCUGCUUGGACUUCAGAAUUGCUCUGGGCCAGGGACUGCGAUGUACUGUUUGUGGUGAUCAAUUACAGCAGCAAUAGCAAUAGGAAACGAAUGCACAGGGUGACUGGAUGGUGUGUGAUGAAGACUGCUCAGCAACGGCCUCUUAGAGGAGGUGCUCUUCAAGCAGAAAACGAGCGGGCCCUGAGGUGGCGGCCCAUCCAGCCCGAGAGUCCCACAGGUGAUUCCAAGGAUGGUUUUCUACAUAAAGAAGAAUGUCUUGAAUUAAAGGACAUAUUCUCUGUCAAGCUGAAACGGCGUUAUUCAGUUCAACAGCAGAGAAGUGGCACUUUAUUAGGAAUCACACUCUUCGUAUGUUUGAAAAAGGAACAAAAUAAAUUAAAGGAUUCAACUGAUCUCAUUAAUUUAAGUGAAGACCACUGUGACGUAUGGUUUAGACAAUUCAAGAAAAUUUUGGCAGGCUUUUCAAACAGACCAAAGUCAUUGAAAAUACUCCUUAACCCCCAAAGCCACAAAAAAGAAGCUACCCAGGUCUAUUAUGAGAAGGUUGAACCACUGUUAAAGAUUGCAGGAAUAAAGACUGAUGUAACAAUAACCGAAUAUGAAGGACAUGCUCUGUCACUGCUAAAAGAAUGUGAACUACAGGGAUUUGAUGGUGUUGUCUGUGUUGGUGGAGAUGGGUUCGCCAGUGAAGUAGCCCAUGCCUUGCUUCUUAGAGCCCAGAAGAACGCUGGGGUGGAGACAGACAGCAUCCUGACUCCUGUCCCAGCUCGACCUCCACUUGGUGUGAUACCAGCAGGAUCCACGAACGUAUUGGCACAUUCUCUUCACGGAAUCCCUCACGUGGUAACUGCAACUUUGCACAUUAUAAUGGGGCACAUACAACAGGUCGAUGUCUGCACCUUCCGCACCCCUGGCAAGUUUCUGCGCUUUGGGUUCUCAGCCAUGUUUGGGUUUGGUGGAAGAGCUCUGGCUCUGGCAGAAAAACAUCGAUGGAUGCCCCCUAACCAACGGAAGGAUUUUGCUAUAAUUAAGGCACUGGCAAAACUUAAGCCGGAGGACUGUGAAAUAUCAUUUUUACCAUUUAACAGCUCUCAGGAUUUAGAAGAAAGGAGGGCACAGGGAUUUACCAGAUCGGGCUGUGAUGCUCAGUGGCAAAUGAUCCAGGGUCAGUUCUUGAAUGUCAGCAUCAUGGCAAUUCCAUGCCUGUGUUCAGUGGCACCUAGGGGCUUGGCACCUAACACCAGAUUAAAUAAUGGAAGUAUGGCUCUUAUAAUUGCCCGGAACACUUCUCGACCAGAAUUUAUAAAACACCUGAAAAGAUAUGCAAGUGUUAAAAAUCAGUUCAGUUUUCCAUUUGUUGAGACUUACACUGUUGAAGAAGUAAAAGUUUACCCCAAGAGUAACAGCAGUCGGCACAAUCCAGAGGAAGAGGACGGACCACGUGGACGUGCCUCAGGAAACAGUUUCCCUUGGAAUAUAGAUGGUGACUUAAUGGAAGUUGCAUCAGAGGUCCAUGUUAGAGUACACCCAAGACUUAUCAAUCUUUAUGGAGGAAGCAUGGAAGAGAUGAAUGAUUCCAAAGUAACAUGUAAUUGUUUAUAAAGGUAAUGUGCAAACUAGAAUUUUAAUAUGAA
This is a messenger RNA of Vicugna pacos (alpaca), 1877 nucleotides long. RefSeq names its product CERK like autophagy regulator (gene CERKL). Gene Ontology annotation, biological process: phosphorylation; sphingolipid metabolic process. Lineage: Eukaryota; Metazoa; Chordata; Mammalia; Artiodactyla; Camelidae. Gene Ontology annotation, molecular function: lipid kinase activity. The record is from RefSeq and is a predicted model, not a curated record.